Molecule: messenger RNA, 2192 nt
Organism: Perognathus longimembris pacificus (Pacific pocket mouse)
Lineage: Eukaryota; Metazoa; Chordata; Mammalia; Rodentia; Heteromyidae
Gene: Gal3st4
Product: galactose-3-O-sulfotransferase 4
Exons: 4
Coding region: 278-1738 (486 amino acids)
Biological process (GO): glycolipid biosynthetic process
Cellular component (GO): membrane
Molecular function (GO): galactosylceramide sulfotransferase activity
Source: RefSeq, a predicted model, not a curated record
GGCAAGUUGAGCAGAGCCAGUAGGGAAGGAUCAGGGCGGUGGCUGAGGCGGGCUCAAGGAUUCCGACCCAAUUUCCCUGCUGCUCCCCUUAUGGCCUGACGCUGACAGAGGCAAAAAUCUGCUAACUCAGUCGGCAGACUCAACUGGGGCUGCAAGCAGGCCUGGGGAAUGACCCCCCAAUCUCCACACAGCGCCUUCCACGGCUGUGCGGCUGUCUCAAGCUGUCUCCACCACUGCUCCUGGCCCUGGCUCCGUCCCAGCCCCUUUCUUGUACCACAUGGGCCCUCUGUCUCCUGUCAGGACUUUGCGGCUUUGGGGGCCUCGGAGCCUAGGGGUAGCUCUGGGCAUCUUCAUGACCAUCGGCUUUGGCCUCCAGCUCUGGGGGGGACCCUUCCAGAGGAGACUCCCCGGUUUGCAGCUUCGACAGCCCUGGGCCCCAUCCCUGGGACCAGACAUUCAGUCCUGUGUCCCCCGGCAGCACCUUGUGUUCCUGAAGACACACAAAUCUGGAAGCAGCUCUGUGCUGAAUCUGCUUCAUCGCUAUGGGGACCGGCAUGGGCUGCGCUUUGCCCUCCCUGCACGCUACCAGUUUGGCUACCCAAGACUUUUCCAGGCCUCUCGGGUCAAAGGCUACAAUCCCCGGGGUGGGGGCACCCAGCCCUCCUUCCACAUCCUCUGUCACCACAUGAGAUUCAACUUGAAAGAGGUUCUUCAGGUCAUGCCUUCUGACAGCUUUUUCUUCUCCAUUGUCCGAGACCCAGCAGCUUUGGCCCGCUCUGCCUUUUCCUACUAUAAAUCCACCUCAUCAGCCUUCCGCAAGGCACCAUCUUUGGCUGCCUUCCUCGCCAAUCCUCGAGCCUUCUACCGACCUGGUGCCCGUGGAGACCACUAUGCCCGCAACUUACUAUGGUUUGACUUUGGCCUUCCCUUCCCCCCAGAGAUAAGGACCAAAAGAGGGAAUCCCAAUCUCCCUAAAGACUCCAACUCCCUCCAUCUACAUGUCUUCCCUUCCGGUGCUGGCUCUAGAGCCCAAGUUCCAGAAUUUAAUGCUCUUUCCCAGCCUGUUCCCACCAUAGCUAAUGACCACAGCCCCCCAGCCAGCCCUGCCACUUUAGAUUUCGAGUCCUCAUCCUUCAUCCAAUGGGGUCUAGCCUGGCUAGAUUCUGUCUUUGACCUGGUCAUGGUGGCUGAAUACUUUGAUGAAUCAUUGGUCCUGUUGUCAGAUGCCCUGUGCUGGAGUCUGGAUGACGUGGUAGGCUUCAUGCAUAAUGCUCAGGCUGGAGGUGGACAGGGCCACAGAGCUACCAGCAACAGUGAAUUGACUGCUGAGGAACAGCAGCUGACUGCACGCGCACGAGCCUGGAACAACUUAGACUGGGCUCUCUAUCUCCACUUCAACCGCAGUCUCUGGGCACGGAUAGAACAAUAUGGUCAGAGAAGGCUGCAACGUGCUGUGGCAGAGCUCCGGGCUCGAAGAGAGGCCUUGGCUAAACAUUGUCUGGUGGGAGGUGAGGCUUUAGACCCCAAAUACAUCACAGAUCGCAAGCUCCGUCCCUUCCAGUUUGGAUCCGCUAAGGUUUUGGGCUAUGUACUUCAGAGUGGACUGAGUCCCCAAGACCAGGAAGAGUGUGAACGCUUGGCUACCCCCGAGCUACAGUACAAAGACAAGUUGGAUGCCAAACAGUUUCCCCCUACAGUCUCACAGCCCCUCAAGACUUCAAGGCUACUUUCCCCAUAGGCAGCAGACUACAAAUUACGUAUGACACCUGCGAUCGACCGUGGAGGCGGCCAGACGCAGUUUGCUUCCCUUGCGGAGGCUGGAACUUGCCCCGAUGAAGGCCUCCAGGCUUCUGGCCUUGGCCUGAGAAUCACUGCUGCACCUUGGUCCCAGCUAUCCACUUUGUCCCUUCUCUUUCGCAACCCCCAAGGCAGGUCCCUGUGGUGCUCCCCAAAGCCCCCAGGAGGGGAAGGAAGAUGGCGUGCCCCAGAGAAAGUUUGGGGGCACGGAGAAUUGCAAUGACACAUCUAUUUCCCUAGGAAGUGUUUGCUGUGUUCAUUUCACUGUGAAAUGUUUGUUGAAUGAAUAAAUGACAUGAAACUUUCACUUGGUUUAUAUAUAGGGCAGAGUAGGGAGGGACAAUGAAUCUUCCCGGCAGAAGCGAGGUUGGAAAGGCUUUUUAAAAAUAUAUCUU